This is a messenger RNA of Lates calcarifer (barramundi perch), 964 nucleotides long. It is a transcript of the gene emc6, whose product is annotated as ER membrane protein complex subunit 6. The transcript is spliced from 2 exons. Gene Ontology annotation, biological process: autophagosome assembly; protein folding in endoplasmic reticulum. Gene Ontology annotation, cellular component: membrane; EMC complex; endoplasmic reticulum. The record is from RefSeq and is a predicted model, not a curated record. The coding region runs from base 247 to 579 and encodes 110 amino acids. NCBI's taxonomy places the organism in Eukaryota, Metazoa, Chordata, Actinopteri, Centropomidae.
GAAUGCCCCUCUCCCAUAAUGCACUGCGGAGGAGCAUGGCCGACUUUGGUUUAGGAGUGUCGUACGAACGAGAAUGAAUGUGCUGUUUCUGUGCCACACCGGCUGACAUUCAUCAAAAACAACCAACUUCCCGAGUUUGUGAAGUGACUCUUACAGAUUAUGAUUUUGUAAUCGCGCCGUGAGGAGCCGACGAGUCACUGCGUUUAUCUCCGUGGCACCUUCGUGUGAUAGCUGACCAGAGCCAACAUGGCAGGAGUUGUAGCCAAGCGUGAGGGACCACAGUUCAUCAGUGAAGUGGCUGUGAGGGGCAACGCUGCCGUGCUGGACUACUGCCGCACCUCUGUAUCCGCUCUGUCCGGGGCAACAGCUGGUAUCCUCGGGCUGACAGGACUGUAUGGCUUCAUUUUUUAUUUCCUCUCCUCAUUUCUCCUCUCUCUGCUGCUCAUUCUCAAGGCUGGACGGCGGUGGAACAAAUGCUUUAAAUCGCGGCGGCUGCUCUUCACCGGAGGCCUUGUUGGAGGCCUUUUUACCUACGUCCUGUUUUGGACUUUCCUCUACGGAAUGGUGCAUGUGUACUAAAAUGAUCUACCACAAAUAACCCUGAAUUAUUUCUACCUAAUCCUACAUAAACCAAUAAAAUUGUCUGCCCUGCUGUUUGUAGAUACACCAUUAGUGAAAGACUUUUGAUUUUUCCAUUAUAGACUGUUAAUGUACUGGAGGAUGUGUCAAAAAUUACCACAUGCAGAAUGAAUUGUCCUCCUUUUAAUCCUGCUCCACACUUAACCUGUGACUAUGAAUUUAUUUAAUCUGUAACUCAGAAUCAUCCAUACCAGAAUAAGAGCCACAGUUAUUAUAAUGUAGUUUGUAGUUUAACGUAGAUCAAAACAGAUUACAUUUUAUGUACAAUACUAUGGUCGGAUUAUAACAGAUGUGAUCACUGAUUUGAAUAAAUACCUCUGUACAA